Metarhizium robertsii ARSEF 23 is the source of this 639-nucleotide messenger RNA. RefSeq names its product Ham1-like protein. Gene Ontology annotation, biological process: nucleoside triphosphate catabolic process. Gene Ontology annotation, molecular function: nucleoside triphosphate diphosphatase activity. The record is from RefSeq and is a predicted model, not a curated record. Lineage: Eukaryota; Fungi; Ascomycota; Sordariomycetes; Hypocreales; Clavicipitaceae. The coding region runs from base 1 to 639 and encodes 212 amino acids. The transcript has 3 exons. Gene Ontology annotation, cellular component: cytoplasm.
AUGGAUCACACGACAAUAACUUUUGUAACUGAAAAUGUCAACAAGGUAGCGGAUGUUGCGGGCAUACUUGGUCAGAUCGGGAUCGUGGUCCAACAGCACGCUGUGGAACUUUCUGAGCUCCAAGGCACAAGCGCGAAUAUCGUUAUCGACAAAUGCAGAAAUGCGGCCAAAAUUGUCGGAGGCCCAGUGCUGGUGGAGGACACGAGCCUCUGCUUCAAGGCUAUAGGAGACCUUCCAGGACCGUAUAUGUUAGUAGAAACCCCGCCCUCAUCAGCCCCUGUCUCAAAGUGGUUCCUAGAGGCACUUGGCCCGCAAAGACUGCACUUAUUGUUGGCAGGCUUUUCUGAUUAUCGUGCACAAGCCGUGUCUACAAUUGGCUACAGCCAAGGGCCUGGCCACGUCCCUAUACUUUUUCAAGGCCGGGCCGAUGGAACUAUUGUGCCGGCUCGUGGCUCGGUCAACUUUGGAUGGCACUGUUGUUUCGAGUAUGGCAGCACGAACCUAACAUUCGCGGAAAUGGGAGAUCAGGAGAAACACAAGGUCUCUCACCUUGGCAAGGCUUUGGAUCGGUUUAUAGCUUGGUUACUGACUGGGUCUAACCCAGCAUUAGAGGUACAAAAGAACCUUUUGAACGCUUAG